Molecule: messenger RNA, 378 nt
Organism: Penicillium alfredii
Lineage: Eukaryota; Fungi; Ascomycota; Eurotiomycetes; Eurotiales; Aspergillaceae
Exons: 1
Coding region: 1-378 (125 amino acids)
Source: RefSeq, a predicted model, not a curated record
AUGAAGCUUACUGGAGCUGCCAUCCUUCUUCUCAGCUGUCUCUCGACUGCAACGCUUGCCGACGAUCACAAACACAAGCCGGACACAGCAACUAUCCAACUGGCCAACGACCAGUCUGGGGCCAACGCGAACGUUGCCGUCCCCGAGAAUGGUAAAAAAUACUCCAUCGAAUCCCUCUGGGGAAAAACAGCAGUCGCAAAGAAGGGUCGCGUGUUUGCGACGAGUGCGCAGCUUGUCGCGUUCCAGCAACACACACACUGCACAAUUUUCGACCAUGACCAUUUGCAUGCCGAACUUGACGCCCGGAAGACUUGGGUUUCACUGAAAGAUGGUAAAGUUGUUAAUCUGGAUCACGCAUUCGUGGUCUGUGACGAUUAG